Molecule: messenger RNA, 827 nt
Organism: Paramecium pentaurelia
Lineage: Eukaryota; Ciliophora; Oligohymenophorea; Peniculida; Parameciidae
Source: the annotation of a GenBank genome assembly
AUGAAUACCCAAUAAAUCUAAAAAUAAUUAGUUGCCAAAAUCUAUAAAAAUAAAAAAAUUCCUGAUGAUGGUGAAAUUCUUAAACUAAAACAAUUAAAUCAUCCUAAUAUUGUGUAAAUUUAUGAUGUAUAUGAAAAUGAAAAGGAUGUUAUUGUUAUUAUGGAAAAAUGUUAAUCAUCUUUAAAGAAUGAAUUGAAAUUAAAAAAGGAAUAUGCUGAAAUAGAGUUAUUGUGCUUUUUAAGUUAAAUUUUAAAAGGCUAUAAUUAUUUAAAGAAUUAAGGAUUAGAAAUAAAUGAAUUGAAACCCAGUAAUAUUAUGAUAGAUGAUAAUGAAAUGAUUAAAGUAUACUAAUAUUCUAUUUGAAAAGCUUUCAAAUUAUGGUAUGAAAUAUCUCUAUAACUAUUCUGUUGUGGACAUUAGACCUUAUGCUGCCCCAGAAGUUUUCUUUAGCAAUCUGUAAACUGAUGCCAAAAAUAUAUAUUCUGUAAUAAUGUGUUAAGAUAUUAUUUAGUUAGGUUUGAUUAUGUAUUAACUUAUAUUUCAACAAUUACCAUUCUCUUUAAAGUAGAAUGGUGAUGUAAUUGUAUUUUUAUAGAAAAUUAAAAAAACUAAGCUUUCAAUUCCUAAAAAUGUAAAAAUCAUUUUUAUUUUAGAAAUUCUAAAAGCUAACCGAUAUGAUUACAGAAAUGAUUGUCUAUGAUCAUGAAGUAAGGAUAGAUAUAGAAAAAUUGGGAAAUAUAUUAUUUUAGAAUUUUAAGAGAGGAAGUAGAAGAAUCUCUAGUAUUUAACCAAUAGCUGCUAAAGCAGAUGACUAUUUAUACUUCUGA